AAGAGGGGAGGUGAGGAGAGAUAUUGUUCCUGCUGAAUAUCCCCCUCAUCAGUAGAGUCGCGCUCUCUGCACAAAACACGUAAAUUUUGAUCCGACUGCCGCACCUUUCCGCCAGAAAGCUUGAGUUUCAAGCGUUAAACGCCAUCUCAGCCAAAGACUGUCUCCAAGUCUCAGAUAUGGGAAUACUUGCAACGAUCACUGAGACCGUGUACUUUAUUGCGGAGACAUUCAACCCUUUCUGGUUCAUUCCAGGAUGGUUUCGAUCGUGGAUCACGUAUGCUUUCUCAACGUUGGGGAUGCUAGGCUCGUUUCUUGCUCUGUUUCUCUACCGUAACCAGAACUCUCUAUUGUAUCAUCCUGAAGUCCCUGGUAUUCCCAAAGAUCCCAGAGAGAAUCCUGAGAGGUAUCGGAACCCCGGCGAAUGGAAUAUGCCGUAUGAGGACGUCAUUGUUAAGGCUGAAGACCAAACUGAGUUGCAUGGUUGGUUGAUCAAACAGCCAGAUUCUGCGGCGGCGCCCACCAUUGUGUUCUUUCAAGAGAAUGCAGGCAACAUGGGUCUGAGAUUGCCCAACAUGUACGAGCUGUGGAGGCGCCUAUCUGUGAACAUUUUCAUGGUCAGCUACCGUGGGUAUGGCCGUUCACAAGGCGUGCCGACAGAAGAGGGACUGAAGAUGGAUGCCGAUGCGGUGCUCAAAUAUGUUUCCACGCUGAAACAAGUGGACCCAAAGAAGAUCGUCAUCCUGGGGAGGUCGUUGGGGGGAGCUGUUGGAAUUCACAUCACCAGCAUGUAUCCGGAGAAGGUGAAGGGCCUUAUUGUGGAGAAUAGCUUCACGAGUAUCGCAGACAUGGUGGACGUUCUGAUGCCGUUUCUCGCCAUCUUCAAGGGUUUGAUUCUUCGCAUUGGGUGGAAAUCGAUUGAGAGCAUUAAGGAUAUUACGACUCCUAUCUUGUUCAUAUCAGGAGCAAGAGAUGAACUGGUGCCGCCAAGCCAGAUGCGAAAGUUGUAUGAUGCUGCGCAAACAAGCAUCCAUAGAACAUGGUACAUAGUCCCAGAUGGAGGCCAUAACGAUACGUGCAUGCGGAAUCCUCGAGAGUACUGUGAGAAAGUCAAGGAAUGGAUGCAAAAAAUCGGUUUAUGA
Messenger RNA from Guillardia theta CCMP2712, 1139 nucleotides. RefSeq lists its product as hypothetical. Gene Ontology annotation, cellular component: membrane. Gene Ontology annotation, molecular function: palmitoyl-(protein) hydrolase activity. Lineage: Eukaryota; Cryptophyceae; Pyrenomonadales; Geminigeraceae. The record is from RefSeq and is a predicted model, not a curated record. The coding region runs from base 177 to 1139 and encodes 320 amino acids. The transcript has 8 exons.